AAGUAAUGAAAUAUCUUCCAAUGAUGUAGUUUGGAAAAAAGGUGGUGCAAAGGUAUUAUUAACAGUAGCUUAUGAUGAAGCAAUGCAAAACAAAGAGAUUAUUUUAGAUGUUCUUCAAAAUAUAAACAAGAUCUUAUAUUCUAAUUUAGAUUACAUAAAUGAAAUGCAAAAUUAUUAUGAAUACGUAUUAUGCGUUUAUAAAGAAGCACUGGUAUAUGAACUGAAUAUUAAAUCAAUACCAACAGCAACAACUAUACUGAUAAGACCACUUACUACACCAGAAAAAACUCUACCAUUCCAUUUAAAUUUAAACUAUAAUUUUUGCAAAGGAGGUAUUUCUGAAUCAGGAACUGGAUAG
Messenger RNA from Dentiscutata heterogama, 358 nucleotides. The record is from the annotation of a GenBank genome assembly. Lineage: Eukaryota; Fungi; Glomeromycota; Glomeromycetes; Diversisporales; Gigasporaceae.